Molecule: messenger RNA, 1115 nt
Organism: Oppia nitens
Lineage: Eukaryota; Metazoa; Arthropoda; Arachnida; Sarcoptiformes; Oppiidae
Exons: 1
Coding region: 100-1026 (308 amino acids)
Cellular component (GO): cytoplasm; nucleus
Molecular function (GO): RNA polymerase core enzyme binding; RNA polymerase II CTD heptapeptide repeat phosphatase activity
Source: RefSeq, a predicted model, not a curated record
GUAAUAAUAAAAACAUAAACAAAACAAUCAUUUGGUUUAUGUGACAACAAAACAAUUUUUCGGUAAUUGAAGUGAUCGGUGGACACCUGACCGGAACUCAUGGCUACCACUACGAAUGGCAACGGCGAAUUAGAUGACAACAAAGCGAUCAAAAAUAAUACAAAAACAACAACACCGACGGCCAAACAACCGUUGCCGAAAGUGAGACCCGAAAAGGAGUAUCAGCGGAGAUGUCUGACUAUUGUUGAAUCAAUGUUGGCCAUCGAUGAUAAUGAUAAUUACCAACAAUCGGCAAUCGUUGACGAGUUACGUUUGCUGGACGCCUGUCGAUACAUUACGCGCGGUCACUACGACGACAUUUGUACCGAAAGGUCACUAUGCGAUCAGUGCGGUUACCCGAUGUGCUCGAACCGAUUGUCCAAAGUUCGGGCGGCUAGUGGUCGCCGAAAACAGCGAUUUGGAGUCAAACAGGUGUACAAAAUUGACACAAACAAGAAUAAGAUUUACCGAAGAGACGAAUUAGAAAAGUUUUGCGGUCCGUCGUGUCUCGCGGCCAGCAAUUACUUGCGCCAACAGGUCAGCGAAGAAGCCGUCUAUUUGCGGACAACGGACACAGUGGCCUCACUUCGAAGCAUUCAUUUGUACGACAAUAGACCUGUUAGUGUGGUUUGCGGUGAUGACGAUGAUGAUGGCAACAGUAAUGACAAACAUAAUGCAAACGAAAUUAAUUGUCAUCAAUCAAAUCAAGAACCGAUAUCUGAAGAAACGGACCGCAAAAUUAGCGCCAAUAGAAGUAAAGUAAAAUCAUUAGAUCCGUUGUCAUACCCCUAUGUCAGAGAGGAAUGUUUGCAACAGUUAAGGGAUCAGAUGAUUGGUUUGACAAUCAGCGAGCGUUUGAUUGAACGCUAUGAUGAUUACCACAAUGACAAUGACAGUAAUGGCAGUGAUGGUGAUAAUGAUAUCGACAAUCAUUGUCAACAUAUUGCCAUCAGUUGUGAUACAAACAAUGAUGAUAAUGACGGGUGAAAAUCACUGAUAUUAUUGAACAUUGAUUGAUACAAAAAUACAUUGAUUGUGUUUUAUCUAUGGAUUGAAAACUCUAUUUUUUAUACACC